GUGGAGGAAUGGCCGACGGCUCCCGAUCUGAAGAACGAGUGUGGAGGCACCGAGGUGGGCGGCAGAGAUGGGGCUGAGCAGCGCGGCGAUGGAGAAUCGACCGGGGGAGGGGGCGGGCCCCUGGAAGCCCUGGCCCGCUCGCUCUUGAGCGCGUGCACACAAUGUCAUUUGCAGAGUAAUUUCUGUCAAAGUUUGAGGCCAGUUCGAUCGGGUCUGAAAGAUCGGGAUGCUGGUGGGGUGGGGAAUACUGUGAAAGUGGACGGCCGCGCAUAAAGCUUUGCCUUUCGAGCUUACUAGCACUACUGAUACAGAAGCUGAAACACGAGUGAGGACUGAGGAGUCGGAGCGCAUGGUCGUCCUCUCUUCACAUCUGUUGCAAAAGCUCAAGAGGACGAAUGGCAGAGGACAAGAGCAGUAGCAUGGGGAACAAGGUUGACUACAUACGUGGUCAGCCACGUAAGCUACCGUACCAAUUUCUAAAAGAUAUUACGAAUGAUUUCGACGAGGCUCAAAUAGUUGGCCGUGGUGCAUACGGAACAGUUUACAAGGGUAUUUGUGAAAACGGUGAGGAGAUUGCUGUGAAGGUAGUUAAAAACAUGACAGGAUUUGAUAACAAGGAGUUUCACAAGGAGUUCGAGAACCUUAGGAGGCUCAAGCAUCAAAAUGUUGUUGAGCUAUUGGGGUUCUGCAAGGAAUCAGAGAAAGUUGUUGUAGAAUAUGAUGGGAAGACAAUUAUCGCUGACAAGAUGCAUACAGCACUCUGCUUCGAGUAUGUACGUAAUGGUAGCCUUGCCAAGCAUAUUUCUGCUGAUGGAUGCUCGGGACUUAAUUGGCAGAUACUAUACAAAAUAAUUAAAGGGAUCUGUCAGGGUUUAGAAUAUCUUCGGCAUGGGUUGGAGUUUCCAAUAUGGCAUUUGGACUUGAAACCUGCUAACAUAUUGCUAGAUAACAAUAUGAUUCCAAAGCUUGCAGAUUUUGGCUUAUCAAGACUCUUAGGCGAUGAAAACACAAGAAAGACCAUCAGUUCCGUCGGUACAGGCGGUUACUUGCCGCCGGAGUAUGUAGAUCAUGGACUAAUGACAAAAGAGUUCGAUAUAUUUGGCUUGGGUGUUAUAAUUGCAAAGUUAAUGGCUGGUCGUGAACGCUACUCCGAAAUUGAUUACAUGUCAGAAAAAAUGUUUAUUAAGCAUUUGGACGGGGAAACCAUCCAUCCCAAGGGAGGCCUCCAGGCUACACCUCCAGAAAUGGCCCCUGACACCAGCAGUGCUAAAACCGACGAUGGUAAGACAGGCACUGGGAGUGCAGAACGGAAGAUGUGGCCGCUACAACUAUGGAAGAAUAUUACGAAUAACUUCUCCAAGGACCGAAUAAUUGGCACCGGUUUAUUCGGAACAGUUUAUAAGAUCGAGUUUUUGGAUGAACUGGUUAGCUGCAUACAAUUUGAUAUUAUAUCUAAGACAAGAGAAGUACCCAGGAAAAUGGACUGGGAGACACGAUUAAAAAUAAUUAAAGGGGUUUGCAAUGGUUUACUCUUUCUACAUAGAAUUCCUAUUGUUCAUAUGGAUCUCAAGUCACAAAACAUAUUGUUGGAUAAUUAUAUGCGGCCGAAAAUUGCGGAUUUCGGUCUCUCGAGACUCUUUGGUCAAGAACAAACACUGGCGAAUCCACAAAAUGUCGUGGGAUCAUAUGGAUACGUAGCUCCGGAAUAUCUCUACAGGGGUGAAAUCUCCACCAAGUCAGACAUUUAUAGUUUAGGCCUACUCAUCAUGGAGACCAGCACAGGAGAGAAAUUUCUUCCCGCCGAGAACGACCCGUCUGGACUGGGAUUUAUUAAAAACGUGCGUGAUAAUUGGACAGAGGAGCGCAUAGCGUCGGAGUACUCGUGGUUAGAUGCAGAUUGCCGCAACCAAAUAAAAGCAUGCAUCGACAUUGGACUAGAGUGUGUGGAGACUGAUCGGCGUAAGAGACCUUCAAUAGAAAAAAUUGUCGACAUGCUAAACGGACUUUCACAGAUAACAUCUGAUGGCCUUCUCAGCCUGCAACCCGGGCGGAUAAACUUCCCUAUUGGGCCAAAGAGGUUGACCUCCAGCUCGCUUUACCUAAUGAACAACAGAGAUGAUCCUAUUGCCUUCAGGCUUGAAACCAAAUUCCCAAGGAGGUACCUUACAAAGCUGCCAUUGUGUGGCGUUGUCCCGCCAAAGUGCACCUACAUUCUCACUGUGAUAAUGCGCGAACAGAAGAAGUCGCCACCGUCGAACAGCGACGAUGGUCUGAUACUACAAAGCAGUAUUGCACACCAUGAGGACCUCGACAGUGUCGACCCAGCUUCCGUGGCCAUGUUCCUUGACUCUAUCGGCGAUGAGGUGAAAGUUCCGGUUGCUUGCGAACCACUAGCUGAAACUAUCUCUGACGACCUUUCAGCUGAGACCAAAAUCAUAGAUGGUCCUAAUUACCGGGAGGUGUUGUCUGUAGAUGACCAUCCAACGGAACCAUGGAUCUUGACAAGCAACAAGAGGGGUCAUGUUUGCAUUUGGAACUACCAAACUCAGGUGUCAGCAGUGAUCACCUUCGAGAACUACAAUUCUAAUAUUAUCUUCCCCGUUGCAGCAUAUUCGGCAAAAUUUAUUGAACGAGAGGGGUGGUUUGUAGUUGGUAGCGGCGAUGGGUGCAUCUAUGUGUACGAUUAUAUCACGAUGGAAGAUGUCGAAAUGAUCGAAGAAGCUCAUGAUAGUCAGCGCAUCAUGUUUUUGGCAGUGAAUCCAACUCAUUCAUUUGUGUUGUCAGCAUCUGAUGACCACAAGAUUAAGCUUUGGGACUGGACUAACGAAUGGCAGUGUACUCGAACUUUUGAGGGCCACGAUGACACAGUCACACAAAUGUGGAAUAUUCACUCUGGAACGUGCAACAUCACGUGGGAUGGCCAUCCGGGUGGUCUACUCUCUGUUCAUUACCACCCACGGUAUUUUCAGCAGUCUUUGAUUUGUGGAUCUUCAGAUGGUGACGCAAAGAUCUGGGACCUAGAGACAGACAGUUGCGUCGAUACCCUCCAAGGACAUGAAAAGGGUCUCAGUGCUCUUUGUUGGCACCCAGAACUUCGGGCACUAGUUACUGGUUCGCUUGAUGGGACCGUGCGAGUCUUUGAGCUGGAUGUGUCAUAG
Triticum urartu is the source of this 3158-nucleotide messenger RNA. The record is from RefSeq and is a predicted model, not a curated record. Lineage: Eukaryota; Viridiplantae; Streptophyta; Magnoliopsida; Poales; Poaceae.